AUAAAAUUCACUCUCAUUGCCCCGAAAAAACCAUGAUCUGCAUCGAGCUUUUAAAAUCGGACAGUGAAUCGAUCUGUUCUGUACACCUCUGUCUCUGUCUCUCUCUCUUCAUUACUCGACACUCGACAUCUCGCGAGCGUGCAUAGCUCCACGAGGGCCGAACCAUGUCGUCGUCGUGUUACAGGCGGCUACCCGCCGCCGCCGGCCCCUCGAAGAGCCUCGCCGCGCCGUCCACCUCCUCGUGGCGCCACGCGACGGAGCCCCCCCCGUGGCUGCGUCCCCGCCACACGGAUCGGUGGCCGAGGAUCGCCCUGCGAUCGCCGAGCCGGUCCCGGUCCGAUUCGUGGCUCGCGGCGGCGGUCGCGCGGCGGGAGGGGGAGGGAUCGUGCGGCGCCGGCGACGGCGAUGGCGACGACGGGAGGAUCGGGAAGGAGAGGCCGAGGGCGGCGGGGCCGUGCCGCUACGCGGUGGGGAGAGCGAGGGGGCGGGAGCGGCGGCGUGGAUCGGGCGGUGGGGAGCCUGUGGAGGUGGGGGUGGACAGGAGGAAGGCGGAGGUGGCGGCGGCGGCGGCGGCGACGGUGGUGCUGGGGGUGGGGAACCGCGUGCUGUACAAGCUGGCCCUGGUGCCUCUCAAGCAUUACCCCUUCUUCCUCGCGCAGCUUGCGACCGUCGGGUAUGUAGUUGUCUACUUCUCUAUCUUGUAUCUGCGGUACCAUGCUGGCAUUGUCACGGAUGAGAUGCUUUCGAUGCCAAAAGCUCCUUUUGUUGCAGUUGGCAUGUUGGAGGCUCUGGCUGCUGCUACCGGAAUGGCAGCUGGAGCAAUUCUUUCUGGAGCAUCGAUUCCGGUUUUGUCUCAGACAUUUCUGGUGUGGCAAAUUCUCCUGUCCACUAUUUUUCUUGGGAGGAGAUACAAAGCCAAUCAAAUAUUUGGGUGCUUCCUUGUAGCUGUUGGUGUGAUCAUUACUGUAGCAAGUGGAUCUAGUCCUGGUCAUUCGCUGAAGGAAGCCGGUAUAUUUUGGAGUCUUUUAAUGAUCGCUUCUUUUCUGUUUCAAGCUGCCGAUACUGUAUUAAAGGAAAUAAUUUUCUUGGAUGCAGCUAAGGAUUUAAAGGGAGGGUCUGUUGAUCUGUUUGUUGUAAAUUCUUAUGGAUCUGCUUUCCAGGCCUUGUUCAUAUUCCUCCUCCUCCCUUUCUUGUCAAAAUUAUGGGGUGUUCCUUUUAGUCAGCUGCCAAAUUAUAUUAGAGAUGGCACAGCCUGUUUUUUGAACAUUGGCCAAUUAUCAAGUGGAUGUGAUGGAGCUCCACUGCUACCUUUACUCUUUGUUGUGGUGAACAUGGGGUUUAACAUAUCGUUGUUGCAUCUUCUGAAGAUCUCGUCCGCGCUGGUAUCUUCGCUGGCCUCUACAUUUUCAGUGCCCAUAUCCGUGUAUGUCUUCACAUUGCCAUUGCCGUACCUGGGGGUUGCGUCCUCACUCCCACCGGGUUUUGUUGCUGGUGCCAUCGUCCUUGUGUUGGGCUUACUCAUUUAUGCGUGGUCACCAUUAACAACGCCUGCUAGCCAUUGACUAUUCUUAUCCAUAAUUCGACGACAUGCCACCGGCCAUCUUCAUCAGCAGUGUGGGCACUAAUCAAGAGUGGUUGAUUUAGCUGACCAACGGCGACGAAUAACAAAGACGAAGAUUGCCAAUUGCCAUUGUAAGCACCAAAUGUGUCAAAAGCAAUGGAUUUCAUGUUCUAGGUAGAUGGGGAAAGAAGAGCCGUUCCCGUGCAUCCGAGUCGCUGUUGAACAAGACUUCACCUCGAAGUCUGAUUCAGUGAGUUCUGUGGGCAGGGGCUAGCUCAUGCGUCUCGCUAGGCGAGGCUUAAUAGUCUAAUUGUACGUUGUACUGAGUCCAUGUUUGGAUCCGCCGAAAUGUGGUUUUAUCUAUCAGCUUACAUGGUAAGAAAUUGGGAUGAUGCUGUGGACGGGACAGCAACUUCUGGUUCUGCCGCGGCAGACUCUUAUGAAUUUCGCGUCCUGAGGACA
This is a messenger RNA of Eucalyptus grandis, 2023 nucleotides long. RefSeq names its product protein CLT1, chloroplastic. The record is from RefSeq and is a predicted model, not a curated record. The transcript is spliced from 10 exons. Bases 165 to 1562 code for a protein of 465 amino acids. Lineage: Eukaryota; Viridiplantae; Streptophyta; Magnoliopsida; Myrtales; Myrtaceae.